AUGGGACUGUUCCUCGAUUCGUUCGAUAAUGAUGCUCAGAAGAACAAUCCUUUCAUAGCGCUAAUGAUUAACGAUGGCACAAGGCAGUACGAUCAUCAGACCGAUGGCUCGCAG
This is a messenger RNA of Gongylonema pulchrum, 114 nucleotides long. NCBI's taxonomy places the organism in Eukaryota, Metazoa, Nematoda, Chromadorea, Rhabditida, Gongylonematidae. The record is from the annotation of a GenBank genome assembly.